Rhododendron vialii is the source of this 2536-nucleotide messenger RNA. RefSeq lists its product as uncharacterized. Bases 703 to 2229 code for a protein of 508 amino acids. Lineage: Eukaryota; Viridiplantae; Streptophyta; Magnoliopsida; Ericales; Ericaceae. The record is from RefSeq and is a predicted model, not a curated record. The transcript is spliced from 2 exons.
AUAACCUCUCCAAUUUCUCACCCUUUCUUCUCUCCAUGGGAGAUUUCGGUCUCCCCAUUGAACACAAUAUAAAGUUGUAUCCACCACCCCUUAAUUUCUUCCAUUCCUCUGGGUCUUUUGUCCGUGUGAGCAAGUCAAGAAAAAACCUUGAUCAUGUCACAUUAAACCCAUGAUAAUUCUUCCAUCCUGUCUCUCUCUCCCUCUCAAAAAUUUUCUCGGUUUUCGCAAAGAAAUCAAGAAAACCAAGCGGUUUUCGAACAAUUGAUUGAAAUCCCUUUUUGUUCUUUAGUCCCGUGUUAGAUGUGAUCUGGUUACGUCGAGCCCAAAAUAUUUGCCGAGAUUUCAUUCCUUCCUUUCCCUUAAAAGUAAUUCCUGUGGGUGUUCUCUUUGCAAAGAAUUCAAGAAAAUCAAGGGGAUUUCUGGGCAAUCCUUGUACCCUGGAAAACCCUCUUGUUCUUAGCAUUUCCGUAUAUAGAUUUGGCUUUCUGGGUUGUCCCUAUUUGCAAAGAAAGAACAAUCCUUGUACAGAACAAGAACCAACAAGAUAGAUCAAGAUGCCUACGUGGGUGUUGUCUUUGUAAAGGAAUUCGAGAAAAUCAAGGUAUUUCCGACAAUUCUUGUACCCUUGAAAACUCUUUUCGCUAUUGGUCAUUUGAAAGCCCUUUUGGUAUUUAAAUUAGAAACAACAAGAUAUAGAUCAAGAUGCCUCUAUGGAAGAAGGCAGCCAAGUGCAACCGAAUCUCCAAACUGGUAUCAGACCACAUCCACUCGCCCCACAAGCGCGGCGGAUCCCUGGUGGUCGAGACCGGCUUUCCCACGUCCCUCGUAGAUCUCUUUGUUAAGAACCGCGACCGCCUGAAAAAACCCUCCAAAAAGAAGAAGAAAUCCAACCAGGAAUCGAUUCCUAUGCCCAACUCUCCCUCUGUUUCGCCGGUUUCUGAGAAUUCUGAAUUGGGUCUGCCGAGUGUUCGCGUUAAUCUGGCCUCAGAGAAAGUUAAUUUGGUUUCAUCGGAUCGGUUUGGCAAUGAAAUUGUUGAGAUUGAGGAGAGGGGUUUGGUGGUUGAUGGUGGAGGUGGAGGUGGAGGUGGCGGUGAAGUUGCGGCGGCAAAUAGCAUUUUGGUGGCGAUUUUGAAGACUUUUUUGGUGGUGAUAUUGGCAUUGGGGACAAAGCAGUUUGUGGUUGGGAUUACAAUGUCUGCUUUCUUGCUGCUUUUCAUGGAGUAUGCGGGGAAGCAUUUGGGCUGGUUGCUUAAGCCAAGUUUGGAUUCGCAAUUGGUUGAAAGGGUUGUGUGCCUUUUUGGAAUCAAAGGGGCCAAAUUGGUAAUUAAGGAAGAUAAGGGUUUGAAGGCACCUGUUUCAGAUGAUCGCUUUCAAGAAAUCCAGCUCGUGCCAUCAAAUUCGAAUUUUGGUGGUUCUUGUGUGAUUGAGGGUCAUAAGGCGAAUGAUCCCUUUCAAGAAAUUCAAAUCGAGCAACCUAGUCCCGAUUUGGUUCCUUCAACUAGGGGGAUUCAAAGCGUGGGAUACGAGUUUGGCAAGGAAAAUUGGCUACAUGGAGAAAUUGGUGAGAAAAAGGAAGUUAUGGAGAAAGACGGGGCAUCCAAUUGUGAUUUUCUGGAUCUUAAAUGCCAAAAGAGUCAGAAAGAAAAGGUCAAGAGGAAGGAAGUUAAGGAGAACGAUAAGGUGAGUACAAGUGAUGUUGUGGAUCUUAAAAGCCACAGAAGUCGUAGUGGUAAGAUAAGGUCGAAAAUCAAGAAACUCGUUUCAAAUAAGCUUUCUGGUUCAAAGAAGAAACAGAUGUCAUCGAAAAACGAAGCAUCAAGUCCCACCGGUGACGAUGUAGUUGCGGUUAUGAAUGAAGCAAAAGAACUUUUAGAAGAAGACGAGCAGCUACGUGGAUUGGAAUACGUAUAUGUAUAUGACAACAGAUCAACGUCGUUUUCGAGCAGAGGGAAUCGGGGACUAUUAGAUUUCGUAACAAGUUGCAGUUCCAGUGAACUUUCCCAGGUUGAAAUGGAAGAUACCGUGACGAGGGAGGAAGAUAUUGGACUGAAGACAGAGAGAAAUUCAGGGUAUUUCGCCGUCAUUGCGAUUGUUCUUGUUGGACUUGUAUGGGGUAGGGUUUUCGCACUCGCGUUCACCUUGUCGUGGUAUUUGCUCCUGAAAUCUUCCGGAACGCUUCUACGGAAGUUUAUAAAAGGUUGCCCCGACGAGGUCUCAAUCUCUAGCUAGAACAUUGGGAAGUUCAGUUUUUUUAUACAUGCCUUUCUGUUUCUGGGUCAAUUGAUGGUGUUGUUUGCCUCUGUGAAUUUUUAAGCCUUUGUGUGCAUUAUGAUUUAUGGGUGUUUUACCAUUACAGAAGGUUCAACCUAUGGUUGGCAAUCCAACAUGAAGAGGUGUUAUUUAUGAACAUAGAUAGACAUGUGACAGUUUGUGAUAUUGUUCUCUUCGCCAUUUAAUCGUCUUUGGUGCAGCAGCAGCUAAUGUAUGUAUGUCCCACUUUAUAUUAUUCCAAGAAAUCCUCGACAUUUUGUCCCAA